GCUGCCCGGGGUCUGCUGGCGCUGGCCGAAACCCGGGAUCAUGGAGGCUCCGGUGCCCAUCUGCAAGGGUCCAGUUCAGCCCUAGAGCUCACCUCCAGGACCUGGAGCCUGCCCUCCUGCUCAGAAUGACUCACCAUUAUUUCCAGCUCAAAUGAGAAGACGUGAUGGGGAGUUGAGCUGCCUGUUUGUGCAUCUAGGAUUCCUGCGGCAUCUAAUCCAUCUGAGCUGCUCUACAAGGAAGAGCGCCUCGGGCUCCUGCCUGGCCAGCCAAGUGAAGCUGUGUCUCCAGCUCUCAAUGGGCUCACGGGGCUCUCCUGCAGGAGCACAGGCCAAUGCUUCUGUGUUUCCUGGGGCCCCGCAUUCAGCACCCUGAGCCCCCUGCAGCAGGCAGCUGAAAGGCAUAGAGUAAAGUGCUCUUCUCAGUCCCAAUUAUGACAGUGGCCACCGGAGACCCAGUGGAUGAGGCUGCCGCCCUCCCUGGGCACCCACAGGACACCUAUGACCCAGAGGCAGACCACGAGUGUUGUGAGAGGGUGGUGAUCAACAUCUCAGGCCUGCGGUUUGAGACUCAGCUAAAGACCUUAGCCCAGUUUCCAGAGACCCUCUUAGGGGACCCUAAGAAGCGGAUGAGGUACUUUGAUCCCCUCCGAAAUGAGUACUUUUUUGAUCGCAACCGCCCUAGCUUUGAUGCCAUUUUGUACUACUAUCAGUCUGGGGGCAGGUUGAGGCGACCCGUGAAUGUGCCCUUAGAUAUAUUCUCUGAAGAAAUCCGGUUUUAUGAGCUAGGGGAAGAAGCAAUGGAGAUGUUCCGGGAAGAUGAAGGCUACAUCAAGGAAGAAGAACGUCCUCUGCCUGAAAAUGAGUUUCAGAGACAGGUGUGGCUUCUCUUUGAAUACCCUGAGAGCUCAGGGCCUGCCAGGAUUAUCGCCAUUGUAUCUGUCAUGGUCAUUCUGAUCUCAAUCGUCAGCUUCUGUCUGGAAACCUUGCCCAUCUUCCGGGAUGAGAAUGAGGACAUGCAUGGUGGUGGGGUAACCUUCCACACCUACUCCAACAGUACCAUCGGGUACCAGCAGUCCACCUCCUUCACUGACCCUUUCUUCAUUGUAGAGACUCUCUGCAUCAUCUGGUUCUCUUUUGAGUUUCUGGUGAGGUUCUUUGCCUGUCCCAGCAAAGCUGGCUUCUUCACCAACAUCAUGAACAUCAUUGACAUUGUAGCCAUCAUCCCUUACUUUAUCACCCUGGGAACAGAGUUAGCUGAGAAGCCAGAGGACGCCCAGCAAGGCCAGCAGGCCAUGUCACUGGCCAUUCUCCGUGUCAUCCGAUUGGUAAGAGUCUUUAGGAUUUUCAAGUUGUCCAGACACUCCAAAGGUCUGCAGAUUCUAGGUCAAACCCUCAAAGCCAGCAUGAGGGAAUUGGGCCUCCUGAUAUUCUUCCUCUUCAUUGGGGUCAUCCUCUUCUCUAGUGCUGUCUAUUUUGCAGAAGCCGAUGAGCGAGAUUCCCAGUUCCCCAGCAUCCCGGAUGCCUUCUGGUGGGCAGUCGUCUCCAUGACAACUGUAGGCUAUGGAGACAUGGUUCCAACUACCAUUGGGGGAAAGAUAGUGGGUUCCCUGUGUGCAAUUGCAGGUGUGUUAACCAUUGCCUUACCCGUCCCUGUCAUAGUCUCUAAUUUCAACUACUUCUACCAUCGGGAGACAGAGGGAGAGGAACAGGCCCAGUAUUUACAAGUGACAAGCUGUCCAAAGAUCCCAUCCUCCCCUGACCUAAAGAAAAGUAGAAGUGCCUCUACCAUAAGUAAGUCUGAUUACAUGGAGAUCCAGGAGGGAGUAAACAACAGUAAUGAGGACUUUAGAGAGGAGAACUUAAAAACAGCCAACUGCACCUUGGCUAACACAAACUAUGUGAAUAUUACCAAAAUGUUAACUGAUGUCUGAUUGAACCCUACUAACAUACUCACAGCUCAACAAGACUAAUGCAGAUGUUGCAUAAUAGCCUGCAUUGUAGUCAGUGUUCUACAGUGUGCAUCUGGUUCUGCAUGGGAAGCAAUAGUCGUGCAAGUGACUUUUGAUCUUUUGACUUUCGAUUUAGAGCACAGAGUAUCUAUCAUGAUUUUCAUACAAAUCUUCAUCACCAACUUAGAGGUUUCCAAAGAUGAGAGUCACCUAUGGAGCCAGGAUUUCAGAAAGACACACUGAGGACACUUCAUAUUCCCUACACAACCCCCAUAUUAGUACCAUCCUCCCUUCCUAACUAAAGGCAAACACACCUGAGAGAUGCAUUCCCCUCUGCCCAUCCUACCACCCCACUUCAUCCUACCUGCUCCAUCACAGAGGAACACCAUCGAGACUUAUCUUGAAAGCCCUGGUAACUAUUCCAAAGGUCAUUCCCAUUUCUGCAUUGAAAAGAACACACAGUCCUGUGUAUUGGAAUUCCUUUCUGUGUCACAGGCAGGAGUUUGUGAAUUGCAGUUGCUAAGUAGAUGCUCUGGAGGCUUAUGUUUCAUAACGGAAAAUGCUGCAUGCUGCUUUUUCUCUGCAGUGUCGAUGAGGGAAGCCCAGGGGAGGGACAGCUAGUAUGACCAAAUAUGCGUUGUCAAGUUUCACGUUUGUUCCCUCAGGCCUACAGGGAGAAGCUACCUAUCUAUUCCAGGGAUUUCUCAGCUUCAGAAUUCAUUUUUGCAGGCUUGAGGGUCACGGAACGUGUUUGAUUUCUUCAUUUACACUGAAGUGUGCAGACAUCUGCUUUCUGAGUAAUGUGGCCUGGCUACACUGACACUGCAGUGAAAUAUACCAGUGAUGCAAUAGAGCUGCAUGGGUGUUCAUUGCAUGAAUCUCAAUAUUUAAAACACAGGAGAUAGCCUAUUUUGGGUGGGCUCUUAUUAUCAAACUAUGUGAAUAUUACCAAAAUGUUAACUGAUGUCUGAUUGAACCCUAUUAACGUACUCACAGCUCAACAGGACUAAUGCAGAUGUUGCAUAACAGCCUGCAUUGUAUUCAUACUUAGAGUAUUCAUAUUUAGAGUACUAAUAGCCUUGGGAUGGUAUUGAACUAGGGUUUCUUCCCAUCAGAAGGCAAAAGCCAUCCAUCACGGGAAAAAAUAGACUAUCUGGAAUGGGGAACCAAAACUUCUGGCCCUCUAGCCUACCUAUGCCUGUUCUUUCACUGGGAGCACAGACCCUGCCACAUCAGGAGAAUGAACAGAGUCUAAACACUAACAUUACUGCACCUUAGGAAUUAAACUAGUCAUGGACAUGACUACACAGCAGACCAGGGCAUUGGUUCUGAGGGCAGGCAGGUCUGUGGGUCCAAUGUAUAUAAAUAUAUAUCAACUAUCUUUCUCUUGUGUGUUACUCUACCUAACUAUAGAAAAUUGCAUUUGAACAUUGUAUAAGCUUAUGCAAUAUUUUGACACAGGGCAAUUUAUGCAUGUGUUUGACUAUGUGCACUAAAGCGUGUGUGUGUAUAUAUAUGUAGGUAUAUAUACACACACACAUAAUUGUGUGUAUAUGUACAUUAUACACACACACACAUAUGUAUAUUCAUUCUCUGGAGUUCAGGUUCAAGAGCAAAUCCAUUGCUUAGUAGGUUAGUUGUACAACAAGCCCAAUAGGUUCAUUGAUAAAUCCACUGGGCCUGGGUUUGCUGCCAUUGCCUCAGACAUACUCCAGUGUUCAUAGAUUCCUAGACGUUAGAAUUGUCUUUCUGCCCUCCAUGUGCUGCAGCUUCAGUUUCCCAUGGCUGAAGCUUGUCUUACUGAGUGCACAAGGGCCCUACAGCCCUCACAGCUCCAGCUAACCUGGGCCAGGUCCACCCCAGGCCUCCUCUACAGUCCAUCCCAUUAAUCAUCUCCAUUCUUAUCCUCUCCCCUGUUUGAUUCUCAACAUCAUUUGACUCUGCAUCCAUCACUUUCAUGAACCUGUCCCUAGAAUGGAGCCUCUGCUUUGAAACCAAGGAUUAAAACUCCCUGGGACCAAAUUCUACUGUUAUAGACUUAAAGAAAGCCUCCUCUAGGUGUGGAAAUUUCCAAAUUCUUGGACCAAUGGAUGGAUUCCCUAGGUGACCCAAACAUCAUUUUGAUUGCUAGACUCAAAUUCUCUUCCCAUCACACUGGUAAUAAGAGUCCACCCCAAGAUCAGGUAAAGUAUGAAUGAGCACUGCAUGGCCUAGAAGUAGAAAGUGGGUUGGCCCCAGGGAGAGUUGCAAGGGACAGCUUUUGCCUCAUCACACUGGGUUUCUUUGCUUUUUGACACAGAGGUUUAAAAUCCUCAAACAUAAUGAAUCAUGGUCACGUUGCUCAGUGUUGGUUCCAAUCAAGGUCUCACUAUUGGCUAGCUGUCAUCUUCAGUAAUCUUUUGGGGAGGGGGCACCAGCUCAGGGUGCUAGCCCAUUGUGCACAUUAGUUCCUGGUCACCCAUAUCCCCAGGUGUUUGCAGGGCAUGCCAUGCCAGGCACAAAGUCUCUGUUUCUCUCCCCUUUUGUGGUGCUGAAUUUCAUGACCUGGGGCGGAGGAACACAGACUUACUUACAGAGGAUAGAAGGUUAAAACAACCACAUGUAAGGUCUAGGUGGGAAGAAGUUGUCUAUUCACCGAAUCCUUGGCCUGAGAACUAUAAAAUGUCCAUAUCCACGCAUGUACAUUCGUCAUAAAAUAAAUGACACAUCAUUGUCACACACAACUACAAAGCAGGCAGCACACAUGCAAAAUACACACAGGCCAAAUUAAUGUGAAAAUCAAACACAUAAGAGAAAUGGUUUUACCUGUAGACAAAACAUACUCUGCCCAACAUAGAAUAUGUAUACCAACACAGCACAUCUACAAGAGACCUACUUACCCCAUGUGUAAACAGACAGGAUGCAACUCAGAUGCAAGAUACACAAGACCAACAUGGGAGCCAUGAAUACACAUGCAAAAUACAUAAAGGAUGCUGUCGUUGCUUCUGCACACAAAGACACAGAAACUCAUAAAUACACAGCGUACGUAGUCAUACUGGACACACAAAACACA
Nannospalax galili (Upper Galilee mountains blind mole rat) is the source of this 5001-nucleotide messenger RNA. It is a transcript of the gene Kcna2, whose product is annotated as potassium voltage-gated channel subfamily A member 2. The coding region runs from base 432 to 1931 and encodes 499 amino acids. Gene Ontology annotation, molecular function: protein binding; delayed rectifier potassium channel activity. The record is from RefSeq and is a predicted model, not a curated record. The transcript is spliced from 3 exons. Gene Ontology annotation, biological process: potassium ion transmembrane transport; protein homooligomerization. Lineage: Eukaryota; Metazoa; Chordata; Mammalia; Rodentia; Spalacidae. Gene Ontology annotation, cellular component: membrane; voltage-gated potassium channel complex; axon terminus.